GCCCGACUACAACUUCUGGUAGCCUAUGGAACCAGACACGAUGGAGCCACAACCGACCACGAGCGAAGCAGGAGAGGAGUACAGGGCAUCGCCCGAUCGAGCACUGAGGGAUCUGAAGGAACGAAUUAGGCAAGAAGCACCGCUGAGAUGGGCUGACCAAACAAAUGACGGAGGGCCCGACAUGARAGGCGAACCAGUUGCGACAGAACCGCAGGAGGCUCUAAAGACGGGUACCUCGAGCGGACGACAAGAAGCGACGAGGCGGCGCUCCCCCGAGUACGCGCGGAGGGACACCAUAGCGGACAGGUACAAAGACGACUGGAGAGAGAAUUUGAGGGAUUCCUAUUGGAGGGACAGAGAUAGAGACAGGGCGCCGCCCAGGCGAGUCUUCGACCCCCAGACAGGGGAGUCACAUCCACUCCCUUACGAGAGCAAGGAUCGUUAUAUUAUUACGCACAAGGUCUCAGAGCCUCCUACCUUCAGGGGCUAUGGUAUCACAGAAUAUCUGGAGAAGUGGGAGCUUCACGCCAGCCGGAGUCAGUGGUCGGAGGAAGAGAUUAUAAAUAAUUUCCUAUUUAAUGUGGACCCAAGUCUUGGUAGGGGAGUUAAGGAAGCUCGACCGAAGGAUGGGAAAUGGACUACGUACAAGAAGAACCUCGUUGAGCUUUACAAAUUGGAGGAUAACAAGUAUUCCAUCAAGGACCUUGAAACGAUGACUCAAGAUGAAGAUGAGAGCGUAUGGGCAUUUGGGAUGCGUUUCCAAAUGAUCUCCGACGUGCUGAUGAAGAAAGGGAAGAUCUCAGAGGUCGAGCGCUGUACUAUCUUCAUCGGACACUUGUCCAAAGGACAGGGCCGACGAGAUGGAUAUAGGGACGACAGGUACGAGAGAUCAGACCGAGAUGGAUAUAGGGACGACAGAUACGAGAGAUCGGACCGAGAUGGAUAUAGGGACGACAGAUACGAGAGGUCGGGUCGAGAUGGCCACAGAGGAAGUAGAUAUGAGAGAGGAGAUCGGGACUGGGAACGACAAGAUGGGUCGCUCGGACGGUUUGAGCGCGGGGGAGAUGCGAGAGAGCAGCGUGACGAGUCGCGAGGAUGGUACAACCGAGGGGACCGACGCGAUGAGUCACGAGGACGAUAUGACUCGGGGAACCGCCAGAAUGAUUCGCGAAGGCGGUAUGAGCAAGGAGGGUCUGGAGGAGACCGCCGCAACGAUUCGCGCAGACGGAAUGAGAGAGGGGGAUAUGGCGUCUUAUCAGAACCAUAUCCUAAGUCGCCUGACCCCAAGGCGGCCAGGAAUUCGAUCUCUAGAGGCGCAGACGACAGGGCAUCUCCUCCCAAGAACUCAUGCGUCUACUGUAGAGGCCGCAAGUACGUCAAGUGGACAGAUGAUCUGCGAGAUGUAUCGAUGUUCCCUUCGAUGAAGGAGAAUGUUGAAGCAAGGAGAAUAAAGCCGAGUAAAGAAAAGGAUCCGGUCAGGAGCCAGAGCAUCAAGAUAACCUUUGAGGGGGAUAUGGCGACCACACCCAUAAGGGUGGCAGCCACCAAGUCGGCGAGAGGGUCUACAUCGAAGAAGACUGACACAUAUUACGUGAUGGCGGAGAAGGACGGACAGCGGGUCGAUGGAGAGGAGGUUAUCCUUUCGCCGCGGAAGCGGGGAGUGAAGAAGUUCUUAAUGAAGAGUUCGCUGGACGAGAUUGACACGGUCGAGCCGCUGAGGCGGCCCCUUCGACAACCCAUGCAGUGCUUUAUUCUGGAGUACCUGGCGACAUCGAAGCCGGCUCGUGAUGAGUUACAGAUGAUCACGCGGAAGACUCGCAUACCUCUAUCGAAGGAGGGUCAGGGGGCCCCUAAGUUGGAAGCUUCUACAGUAGCAGUAAUGGGGGUGACUGCCAGAGCGGAUCGCAUGGCGACAGUCCUUCUCGAUGGAAUGGAAGGUAUGCCUCCAGACAAGUUUUAUAUACUUGGUAGCGGGGCCGUGGAGACGAUUAUAAACGAUGGAGCGGUACUCGAUGCUGUGAUUGAUAAUGACAGUGAGGCUGUCAUCAUAGACGAGGACCUGGCAGUACAGGUUGGACUGGGCCUCGAUAGGUCAUACCUAUUCGAGAUAGAGACAGCUGAUGGAAUAAAGCAACAGAUCACUGGGGUUUGUCACAAAGCAGCCAUAGAGGUCCAAGGGGUACGUGUGACCCUGCCUGUCUUUGCAGUCAAAAACUGCAGCUCCGACCUGCUCUUGGGUCGAACGUGGCUGAGCCACGUGCAUGCGGUGACGAUAGAGCGACCUGAUGGGAGCCAAACAUUGUCCAUUAAGAAGCCAGACGGGACGCGGGUAAUGAUUGAGACAGUGGAGCCUCGGGACCCGAGGAACAGAGCAGUUAUCGCUGUGGGUGCGAGACCCAGUGAUCAGAUUAAGUCGUUACCUAUCUCCGGCCGCGAGGUGCGAUUUCGCGAGAAGAGAUAUGGACCAGUGCUCACAGAGGAAGAAGGUCGGAUCGUGGAGGUGGAAGAUUUAGGGAGUCGGCUAAUAGUGGACGACAACUCGUACCCAAAGGAAAGAGAUGAGGAAUUUGGCGGUGUGGUAUCCGUGUCUUUUUUAAGGGCACGACUACCCAAGCGACACAAGCGAGUAGCUCAAAAAGUUAAGCCAGCGGCGGUGGGCCGCGAGCGAACGGCACUGGAAGGGGUAUCAGAAGAAGAGAUCGCGAAAGAAAUCAAAGAAAGAAAGAGAAAGGAGCCGCAACGCCUAACGGAAGAGAGGAUAGUAGGGAUGAACAUCGGAGAUGAGAAUUUGACCGCACAGGAGCGAGAACGUGUGAUAGAAAUCCUGAAGACAUGUGAUAAGGCCAUAGCUUUUAGUGACGCGGAGCGCGGUAGGAUUGACCCUCGAUACGCUAAGCCAGCAAGGAUUUACACGAUACCACAUGUUCCCUGGAAUGACGCGGGAUGGAAAUACGCCCAGAAGGAGAAGGAAAAAGUUAUCACUUUCCUGAAAGAAAAGAUGGUUUCCCAUGUUGCGGAGCCGUCUGAUAGCACUUAUGUUAAUCGAUGAUUCUUCCUACGAAAGCCGAAUGGCAAGAUCUGAUGGAUCCAGGACCUUCAGAAGGUUAACGCGGUGACGAUACG
Molecule: messenger RNA, 3123 nt
Organism: Chara braunii
Lineage: Eukaryota; Viridiplantae; Streptophyta; Charophyceae; Charales; Characeae
Source: the annotation of a GenBank genome assembly